AUGGCGGCUACGGCCCUGGCGAGCGGGGCCCCCUUCGGCCCUGCACUCGAGCUGCUACCGGGACAGCCCGCGCCGGCCCGGGCGCGCCCGGAGUCAGUGACCUUCGAGGAUGUGGCCGUCUACUUCUCUGAGAACGAAUGGACCGGCCUGGCCCCCGCUCAGAGGGUGCUGUACAGGGAUGUGAUGCUGGAGAAUUAUGGGGCUGUGGCUUCCCUGGCAUUUCCAUUUCCCAAACCGGCUCUGAUUUCCCAGCUGGAGCGAGGGGAAGCACCCUGGUGCAAAGCUCCUCAGGGAGCUCUGGAUGGAGGGGGCCCGAGGGGCAUCUCCUCAGAGGGUGUGUUGAAGAGUCAGAAAGAUUUUAUUCUGAAGGAGGAACGUUUUGAGGAGGCAAAGGACCACAUGGUGUUAUCAAGCAGACCCCGGUGGUGUGGCUCCCAGGAAUUCUGGUUUGGAAAAACCUGUGAGGAGGAAAAAAGCAGGUUAGGGAGGUGGUCUGACUAUUCCAAUGGGAGAAGUAUGGAGAACACUGCAAAUGAUAUUAUAGAAGUGAUUGUCAAAGAUGAGAUGGUCUCAGGAGAAGAUAGUUCAGAGAAUGCUGAUGUGAAUACCCACCUUGCUAUACAUCAGAAAAUUCUCAGUGAGCAGGUGUUCUAUAUAUGUGAAGAAUGUGGCAAGUGUUUUGAUCAAAAUGAAGACUUUGACCAACAUCAGAGACUUCAUAAUGGAGAGAAGGUCUAUGGAUGUAAGGAAUGUGGAAAGACUUUCAGUUUUAGAUCACAUUGCAUUGCACAUCAGAGAAUUCACACGGGGGUGAAACCCUACGUGUGUCAAGAAUGUGCUAAAGCCUUCGUUUGGAAGUCAAACCUGAUUCGACACCAGAGAAUACAUACUGGAGAGAAACCCUUUGAAUGUAAGGAAUGUGGGAAGGGCUUUAGUCAGAACACAAGCCUUACACAACAUCAGCGAAUCCACACUGGGGAAAAACCAUAUACAUGUAAGGAAUGUGGGAAAAGCUUUACUCGGAACCCAGCCCUACUUCGACAUCAGAGAAUCCACACUGGGGAGAAGCCUUAUGAAUGCAAGGACUGUGGGAAAGGCUUUAUGUGGAACUCCGAUCUUGCUCAGCACCAGAGAGUCCACACGGGGGAGAAGCCCCAUGAAUGUACUGACUGUGGGAAAAGCUUCAUCUGCAAGGCACACCUUAUCCGACAUCAGAGAAUCCAUACUGGGGAAAGACCCUAUCAGUGUAAUGACUGCGGGAAGGCCUUCAGUCAGAAUUCUGUUCUGAUUAAGCACCAGAGGCGCCAUGCCAGAGAGAAACCCUGUAAUUGUCAGACCUCUCACAUUGAACAUUAGAGAAUGCACAAUGGUGGUACUUGCUUAUAAUUCUUAUGCAACAGGAACCCCAGAGACAAAACAAGGUGAUUGUCCACAGUUUGUUAUAACUCUAAUAGCCAGUAUUAUCUUACCCCUUCUGAACAGAUACCCUGUGCUCUAGCAAGAGUGGUCCUCCUGUUCGACCAUGUUCAUGCUAGGCAACUUUUAGUUGAGCGUCUACUCUGUUGGGUACUAUGCUAAUCACUUUACAUACAAUCUUUAGUUUUUCUUAAUCCUAUUGAGGUAGGUACUCAUCUUCAUUUUACAAAUGAGAAAUCUGAGGUUGAAAGAAGUUAUAAAACUCAUUCAAGGUCACUUAGCUAAUAUGUUACAGAAUUGAGAUUGGAAGCAGGUCUAUCUGACCCCAGAGUCUACUGUUCUUUAUUUGUGCACAUUUCUGCUUCUGCUCAUUUCUAUUCACUCAAGUUUCCCUAGGCUAAAAAUUUCCUUUUCUCGUCUAAUACCCAGCUCCUUCAGCCAAACAGACCUCUCUUCCUCUUCUACUUGUGAUCAGUACUAUCCAAAUUGUUAUUUAACUACGUGCUGUCUUAUAUUUUUCUGAUGUCUUAUUGUGUUAGUCCAGCUAAAUGUCUCUUUGAGGACCAACACUGUAUUUCUUUUAUGUUUUUCAAAUUUUGAAACUUAUUUAUUUUUGACUAGUUGUAACAUGCUCAUGAUAAAAAAAAGUUGAAAUAGUUCAAAAAGGUGUUCAGUGAAAAGUAAAUUCUCCUUGUCACUCCUAUCUCCCA
Molecule: messenger RNA, 2126 nt
Organism: Neomonachus schauinslandi (Hawaiian monk seal)
Lineage: Eukaryota; Metazoa; Chordata; Mammalia; Carnivora; Phocidae
Gene: ZNF662
Product: zinc finger protein 662
Exons: 4
Coding region: 1-1356 (451 amino acids)
Biological process (GO): regulation of transcription by RNA polymerase II
Molecular function (GO): RNA polymerase II cis-regulatory region sequence-specific DNA binding; DNA-binding transcription factor activity
Source: RefSeq, a predicted model, not a curated record